This is a messenger RNA of Osmerus eperlanus (European smelt), 1128 nucleotides long. RefSeq lists its product as uncharacterized. The record is from RefSeq and is a predicted model, not a curated record. Gene Ontology annotation, cellular component: cytoplasm. NCBI's taxonomy places the organism in Eukaryota, Metazoa, Chordata, Actinopteri, Osmeriformes, Osmeridae. The transcript has 7 exons. The coding region runs from base 122 to 916 and encodes 264 amino acids. Gene Ontology annotation, molecular function: oxidoreductase activity, acting on the CH-OH group of donors, NAD or NADP as acceptor.
UUAAGGCGUGGAUUCUGGGGUGGGAAGUAGGCUAAAUACAUGUCAUAUCCUGUUCAGUUUUUUGCUCUGUCAAAGUGCUUGAAGUUCGCUAGCCAUCGUUCUUAAUUGUCCAGCGUUGGAAAUGGCAUUGAAAGGCAAAGUAGCGUUGGUAACCGGCGCGGCGCAAGGGUUAGGACGAGGUUUUGCCGACAUUCUUCUGAAAAAUGGAGCAAAGGUUGCGCUUUUGGAUGUAAACGAACAAGGCGGCAAGGCGUUGAAGGCAGAAUUUGAUGAGCUGUAUGGAGCGGAACGAACUCUUUUUGUGACAUGCAACGUUGAAUCAGAGGAACAGUUGAAAGUUGCCUUUCAGAGAACCGUGAACACGCUGGGACGAGUUGAUGUCGUUUGUAACAACGCCGGCAUUAUCAAUGAGAGAGACUGGGAGAAAACGGUGGCGGUGAACCUGUGCGGCGUGGUGCGGGGGACCUACCUGGCGUUGGAACACAUGAAGAAGACCUCAGGAGGACAUGGGGGAGUUAUAGUCAACGUGGCGUCGAUGGCAGGUCUGGGACCUAUGGUUUCUGCUCCCAUCUACACAGCCACCAAGCAUGGGGUGGUUGGCUUCAGUAGAGCCAUAGCGGGGGCCUCGGAGGCGUCCGGCUACGGUGUCCGGAUCAACGUCCUGUGCCCGGGGUUCACCCAGACGGAUAUCCUGACCUCCCUCGACUCUGUGGAACGUUCUGGACAGUUCUCUCACCUCCGCAAGGCCACCAAAACACUGCUGCAGCAGCAUGGUGUUCUGGAGGUGUCAGAUGUAGCUAAGAGCUUCCUGGAGCUGGCGACUGACGACAGCAAGAAUGGGGCGGUUCUCCUGGUUCAGACCAGUGGGGCCUCCUAUGUCACCUUCCCCAUUGCCAACCCCCCCAGUGCCCCCUGAACCCCCCCCAGUGCCCCCUAACCCCCCCCCCCCCCAGUGCCCCCUGAACUCCCCAAACCCAUAGAGAGGACCACAAACAAAUUCGCCGCAAACUGCUUUUUGUCUUAUCAGUGAUGACCUGUUUCUAAAGGAUCUGAAGGCUGACUGAAGCAGUCGGAAAAAAAGCUAAUAUUAUGUAAUAUAACAUGGGAAUUUAUAUGCUUUUAAGUAUU